Helobdella robusta is the source of this 642-nucleotide messenger RNA. RefSeq lists its product as hypothetical. The transcript is spliced from 4 exons. The coding region runs from base 1 to 642 and encodes 213 amino acids. NCBI's taxonomy places the organism in Eukaryota, Metazoa, Annelida, Clitellata, Rhynchobdellida, Glossiphoniidae. The record is from RefSeq and is a predicted model, not a curated record.
AUGAACAGUUCAAGUUUCUCCUCGCUGAAAUCUGUGGAGGCCCUCGUGUUGUGUUCGAUGAGGUGCUCGCAGACGGCCAGCUGUGUUGCUUACAACUUUUUCACUGGCUCCAACCAAUGCCAACUUUUUAAUCAAACAUUAAAAAAAUUCUCUCUUGUGCUCAUUGAAUUUUACAUCAACGGCAACAACAUAUCAGUCCCUUUAUACUUUCCAAAUGCAAUUUAUUGGGAUAAACCUGACACAUACAAACUCCCUGAUCAGCUCUACGUGGUUGCAGUGUUCUCUCGUAAUACGGAUGGUAUUGGAGGCAUGAAAGCCGAAACAGCAGAUGACUACAUCUUCACCAACAGCACAUGGAAAUGUACCAACAACUUCUACAAUGGCUGGUACGAUGUCGGUUAUAAUGAUUCAUCAUGGCCUGCUGCAGUAAUUGGAAGGCUACAAAGUGCCAAUACAUUCUCCUUAAUUCCAAAUGGAGUAGCUAAUUGGAUUUUUGGGCCGAUUGAUUGCCAGGAUUGCCUGAUAGAUUUCUACUGCAGAAAAAAUUUUCUGGCGUUUCAGAUAUUUCAGGAUUUGGCCAAAAUUUUCGGUUUCGAAAUUUCGAUAUAUGGGAAGAGGAAUGAUGAAAGGUCAUCUCUUUAG